UUGUUUUUCCGGGUCAAAGAGCAACAUGGCAGCCGCCAGUAGCACAAACGGCAUGAGAAAUAUGCUGCAGUUUAUGAAGCUUGUUGGGCAGCUGAAAAGAGUGCCUCGGACAGGCUGGGUCUACAGGAAAGUGAAAGAACCAGAGAGUGUGUCAGAUCACAUGUACCGCAUGGCCAUGAUGUCUCUGACCAUCACUGACCCCACAGUGGACAGGGACAGGUGUAUAAAGCUUGCUCUGGUUCAUGACAUGGCAGAAUGCAUUGUAGGAGAUAUUGCUCCCUCAGACAAUAUCAGUAAAGAAGAAAAACAUCGCAGAGAAGAGGAAGCAAUGAGGCAUUUAUCAGGUCUUUUGCCAAAUGGACUGAGGCAAGAGAUCUAUGCACUGUGGGAGGAGUAUGAGACCCAGAGCAGUGCAGAGGCUCGGUUGGUCAAACAGUUUGAUCUCCUGGAGAUGAUCCUUCAGGCCCACGAAUACGAGCAGGAGGAGGCAGCACCCGGACGACUGCAGGAGUUCUUUGAUUCCACCAAUGGUCGUUUUCUCCAUCCAGAGGUUGUGGAGUUUAUCAAAUGUCUAAAUGAGGAGCGAGAUUCUCAUGUGACCAGUGGUGGUGAAUCACACUCUCAGACAACAGGUCAGAGUGCGAAUACAGACAGUACAUCACAAGCCUCAUGAAAGUGAACUGUAGCUGGAUAAGGACACAUAUACCUCUGUGGGGGCUGCUCAUACCUCGGACAUUUUGAUAUCAAAUCUUAUGUAACUGUGACAGAGCUACAUAUUAUAUAAUAAUUAGUGAUUCAGUGUAAACAACAUCAGUCACUCUAGUGACUGGUUUGUUAUUACUGUAUAAAGCGUUUU
Molecule: messenger RNA, 856 nt
Organism: Boleophthalmus pectinirostris (great blue-spotted mudskipper)
Lineage: Eukaryota; Metazoa; Chordata; Actinopteri; Gobiiformes; Gobiidae
Gene: hddc2
Product: HD domain containing 2
Exons: 6
Coding region: 26-673 (215 amino acids)
Cellular component (GO): cytoplasm
Molecular function (GO): 5'-deoxynucleotidase activity
Source: RefSeq, a predicted model, not a curated record